Molecule: messenger RNA, 921 nt
Organism: Toxotes jaculatrix (banded archerfish)
Lineage: Eukaryota; Metazoa; Chordata; Actinopteri; Toxotidae
Gene: runx2a
Product: RUNX family transcription factor 2a
Exons: 6
Coding region: 1-921 (306 amino acids)
Biological process (GO): neuron differentiation; regulation of transcription by RNA polymerase II; regulation of cell differentiation
Cellular component (GO): nucleus
Molecular function (GO): RNA polymerase II cis-regulatory region sequence-specific DNA binding; ATP binding; DNA-binding transcription factor activity, RNA polymerase II-specific
Source: RefSeq, a predicted model, not a curated record
AUGGCUUCAAACAGUCUGUUCAGCAGCAGCCCAAUGGUGUACUGGGAUCCUGUGGUUAAGCGUCCGCCGUCACCAUCGCCCACCAACCUCCAGCUGGAGGAGCAGGAGCUGCGAUCCCUCCACCAGCGCAGCACAGCGCUCCCCAGAGGCCUCGUACAGACUGACAGCCCAAACUUCCUCUGCAGCAGCCUGCCGCAGCACUGGAGGUGUAACAAGACCCUGCCGAGAGCCUUCACUGUGGUUGCCCUGGGCAACGACGUACCUGAUGGCGUGGUUGUCACAGUGAUGGCUGGCAACGACGACAACAGCAGCGCUGAGCUGCGCAACGCCACAUCAACCAUGAAGCAAGGGUUUGCCCAGUUCAGCGACCUGCGCUUCAUAGGCCGCAGCGGCAGAGGCAAAAGUUUCACCCUCUCUAUCAACGUGCUGACUUCACCCCCUCAGAUCGCCACCUUACACAGAGCCAUUAAAGUUACUGUGGAUGGACCGCGGCUGCCUAGACGACAGAGGCAGAGGGAGGUGAAGUCAGGACUGUUCAGGCCUUCAAGCAGCAGCACUGCCUCAUCAGACUGUAGAUCCUUCUCCUCCUCUCUUUGGGCCAAUGAGCCAUCCUUCUUGGGCCAUGUGACCUCUCUGACCUCCUCCUUCACUCCAAGUCCCAGAAUGCACCACCUACCUGCCCUCCCUUACUCCACCCAACCUCCUCCAUACAGUUCCUACCUGUCCUCUCCUCCUGCUCCACCUCCUCCCCCUCCGCUGAGCCACAAUGGUCCCUUCCAGCCUGGCAGCUUCUACUAUGGAUCCAACCCACCGCUCCAGACCACAGGGGAGGACAGAAACGUCGUCACAGCUCUGACCAAUUACAUUGAAGGGGCGUGUCUUUCUUUAAGAGGUGAGGAGCCGGUCUGGAGACCUUACUGA